Molecule: messenger RNA, 8093 nt
Organism: Liolophura sinensis
Lineage: Eukaryota; Metazoa; Mollusca; Polyplacophora; Chitonida; Chitonidae
Product: late secretory pathway protein AVL9 homolog
Exons: 15
Coding region: 74-2620 (848 amino acids)
Cellular component (GO): cytoplasm
Source: RefSeq, a predicted model, not a curated record
UGUUAAAUGGGAGAGAGAAAAAAAGUGUCAUGACAAAGUUGCCUCUGGAAACAGUUGAUAGAGGCUAAAAAAGAUGGCAUCUUCUCCGAUCGUCGAGGAAUCGCCUGUUCUGCACGUGGUCGUAGUUGGAUUUCAUCACAAGAAAGGUUGUCAGGUUGAAUAUUCCUAUCCUCCACUAAUUCCAGGAGGGGCAGUAGAUAGCCAUGACACACCUGAUGAGUGGCGCCAUCUACCCUCGUUAGCUCUACCUGAUGGCGCGCACAAUUAUAUUAAGGACACCAUUUAUUUUCACUUGCCAGCCAGAGAUGGAAAACAGGAAACCAUAUAUGGUGUAUCCUGUUACAGACAGAUGGAUGCCAAGGACCUGAAGAACAAGACUGCGGAUGUGACCAGGAGUACUGUGCAGAAGAGUGUCUGUGUCCUCAGCAAGCUGCCUCUGUAUGGACUGAUUCAAGCUAAACUAGAGUUGAUCACACAUGCUUACUUUGACGAAAGGGACUUUACGAAGGUGGAAUUGCUGGAGCAGACUUACAGCCAUCUAAACUUAACGCUAACUGAGGGCCUUUUGGACGAGUCAAGAAUUUACCUAGGUCUGUCCCCCAGAGAUUUAGUAUGGCUGUUCAAACACAAGAUUGUCCUGCUCUUCAAACUCAUCCUGCUUGAAAAGAGGGUCCUGUUCAGUGGAGCACCUGUCCAGAAGCUGUGUGGCAUCCUCUUGUCUGUGGUGUCACUCUUCCCAGGCAUGUUAGAACAUGGUCUACAAGAGUCUGCAAGUUAUUGUCUUCAAAGACAGUUGUCGCCAACUCUCAAGCUGGCACACUUUGGCAUAGACAUGAAUGAUUACUUGGAAAUCAGCUACAAAGAUGUGCCCAACCACAAACAUUCCAAACUAAAGACAAAAGAUGAAGACGUUGUCAAGGAACAGACUGACAGUAGAAACCGAAUUGAAGAGUGCACCAAGGGAGAUAAACCCUGCGAUACUCCUUGUGAUAAUACAGAUAGUGAUACAAAUGCUGAGUCAUGUAGAGCUGAUCCACUUGGUGUUCUGCCAUACAUAAACAGUGUAAACAAACAUGGUAAGAAUGUCGAAAAUAGACAACUGAAAGACACUAGUGUGAAAAAUAUUCCAGAAAAAACAAAUGGGGGCAGCCAGAGCCUGAAAAACAUUACCUUUGUGACCCCUGAAAGACAGAAGUCAUCAUCCGCUGAGAAAGGAGAUAAACAGAAAGUCAUCCAGUAUAGCUCUAUUCCCGAUCCCCUGGCCAAUACAGGCAAUAUCACGCAUGUGGAGGCAGUUCAGUCAAACUCACAUUGCCAGGCAGAUGCUCUGUUUUCUGAUGAUUCUCCAGCACGUACCCCAGAGCAUGAAAAAACACCUCCUUCUCUGAUAGUAAACAUGAGUGAUGAAGAGAAACAAUCAACAUCACGCAGUGGACGCCAUGUCAGCGACAGCUCGCUAAUCAGGGAUAUCGACUCUCCGGAAAGUAUCAGCGAAAUCGACAAGGAGGACUGCUUCUCUUGGGAAGAAGACCGGCUGUUACUGGAAAUUGACCAGGAAUUACAAGACGGUUCAACCCCAAGCCAUGAAAACCUUAAUCCAGGUAUGACAUCAAACCAACAGAAGCAACCGACAAUCCAGACAAUGGACAGGACAGACUCUGCUUCAAACGAGACCGACGUGCUGACGGAAACAUCCGACGAAGACACGUCCUUUAGAAUCGUGAGCAAAGUCAACAGCUCGGACGACAAGAAAACCUUGGAAUCAAAUCAGUCCAGUCCAAGACGAUCGGCACGCACCAUUCGUAACAAACUGAGCAGUGCUUUCCAGAGAUCAGGCAAAGAUAAGCUGGCACUAAACCAGGAUGAUGAAAAGCCCUCAGAACUGACAAGGUCACUGACCAGUCUGCAUCAAGACGAAUAUGGCUUCCCACUGGCUGUGUUUACAAAGGGCUGUCUUUGCCACCCAUACCUGUGUCUGCAGUAUUACGACCUCCUCCAAGACGUCAACGUGAAGAGUUUUAUGAUUGGCGCCACCAAUGUCCUGUUUAAACAGAAGAGACAUCUUACUGACGUCAUCGUGGAUGUGAAUGAUGGUAAGAUAGACAUCAGUGAUGUAGAGUUACGGAAGCAGCUGCAGAUGACCACUGCUGACCUGAGAUUUGCUGACAUAUUGGUCAAGGCGGUUACUGAGGAGGAGAACAAGUUCCUGGAGGGUACAGAAUGGGAAGGAGGAGACCAGUGGUUGAGGGCUCAGUUCAGGAGUUACCUGCUGGGAUUACUCGCUGCCUCUACUGUCAGUGACGAUCAGCUUCUUGACGACUUUGGCCAGGUGUACGUGAACACCUGGAAGAUGACCCACAACUACAGGGUGUGGCACAGUUGUCCCCACCCAGGCAUCAACCAGGCACAGCCAGGACAUCCAUGUCAAGGAAACCUCAGUGUGAAUGACAUCAGAGUGCGUUUCACGAGUGCUAUGCAGAACUCAGACCGAGGCAGGAAGAUAAAUUCUGCCAUGGCGCAGACUGGCAAGUAUGUGGCUCAGACUGGACGUGCUGUAGGUGGAGCCUUCAACCAGGCCAAAUCUACAGUUUCAUCAUGGAUAAGCAACUGGAGAUCCUGACCAGAAGGAGAUGCUGGAAAAGUCUUAUGAUGAGAAACUAAAAUAAUGCCAGAAGGAGAUGCUGGAAAAGUCUUAUGAUGAGAAACUAAAAUAAUGCCAGAAGGAGAUGCUGGAAGAGGCUUAUGAUGAGAAACUAAAAUAAUGCCAGAAGGAGAUGCUGGAAGAGGCUUAUGAUGAGAAACUAAAAUAAUGCCAGAAGGAGAUGCUGGAAAAGUCUUAUGAUGAGAAACUAAAAUAAUGCCAGAAGGAGAUGCUGGAAGAGGCUUAUGAUGAGAAACUAAAAUAAUGCCAGAAGGAGAUGCUGGAAAAGUCUUAUGAUGAGAAACUAAAAUAAUGCCAGAAGGAGAUGCUGGAAAUGGCCAUUAUAUGAAACGGGCAAAAAGGCAGUGAUGAAAGAUUAGGAAACGGCCAAGUGGACUGGGUUUUGACUAAAAGGCUUUUGUGAAAGACUUCUUUAUAUUGUGUUCUUUGAGCUCAAAAAGACAGUUUGCAAAUUCUCUGUAUUGACUGUUAAAUAAAAAAAAAAAGCCCUGAGGGAGAAGGUGUGAGAAGAUGAUGGACAGAAACUGCAAAGUUCCCAUGAUGAAAAGCUCGACACAUCCCCAUAUGGAUAAACAGAAAGGUCAUUUUUGACAUGCAGUUUUGAUAAUUUACUAUGUCAUCAUGUUCAGCUGUCGAAUGUGGUAUGUGGGUUAACAGGUAAUUUGAUUUUAAUUUACAUUUAGAGUCCCAGUUUCAUUCAUAAGAUGUGCCAUGUAGUAAAGAAUGGAUUUUCAUACCAGCAAUGUCACAUAUAUUGAUUGAUGUACAUGUAACUUUCGAAACAUCAGUGGUUGGCUUGGAGAUCUUAAUUAUGGUAGAAUGAUAGCAUCUAAUCGCUGCGGGAAGACUAACUAUGUUGAACAGCCCUUGGGCUAUGUCUGGCUGCUGAUUGUAUUUAAUGUCAGGUCAAACAAAAAGUUUAAUGCCGUCAAUGAAGUUGUUAUAUAAUAUUCACACACCCACUCAUACGCUGUAUACACCAGUCUGCCUGUCACCAAGACAUACAGCUCGCAAUUUGACUCCUGGCUGUGAUAAAAGCAAAGGCGGUGAAAUCCAGUCAGCGUGCAGGCCAUAUCGGAGAAAUCUUUGCGUACAGUUUCUGAUUGUCAAAAUUUCAACUCGGUUUCUAUCAGUUUAACGUUUUUUUAGCAGCAGUACUGUCAAAGUGGCGCUAAGCGAUGAUUUAUUUACCCUUAUUAACACUUUUGUUGUGUGGAAUGCUCCCAUAUUGUUGUCAACACAUUGUUUGAUAAUGAUUUAGACACUCGCUGUUUGCGGGGCUUUAGUCAGUGAGCCGUUGAAUGCCUUAAUGUUCUUUGGUCCACUUGCCUUUCACCGAUAUGGUGAGCAUAUAUGUAAGUUACUCGUGGGAAACCUGAAAUAGUAGAGGUCCAAGUGUUGACCGAAGUGCACUUCACACCUAUGUAUGUGCACUUCACACCUAUGUAUGAACUUCGACAUGUAUGUUGUGGGAGGAUGUAGGACCUGUAAUGUUCCCGGGACGAAGGUGUACAUGUUUUUUUACGGUGAUUUAAGCUCUACUUCCUAUUUUACAUUUGUACAUUAUACACAUUAAUUUAAAUAUGAUAAUGAGUUCUGCAUCUUUGUUUACUCAUUAAAUGUGGGAUGUAAAUUGGAGAAUAUAUCCCAUGGUUAAUUCGACGGUUACAUGCAACAUUAUAAUUAAUCCCGAAAAUGUGUUGAAUAAAAAAAAAAGUCUCGUCACAGGAUAGUCUUGUGAUUGAGAUGUUCAGCACUUUGCCAACCAGGACUUAUCAUGUUUUUAUGCAAGUCGUGUAUCGUCUUAUUUUACUAAUUUUAUCUGUUAUUGUCACGAAUAAUAUUUACCGGCAAUAACGGAUAUGUACACACGAGUUCGAGUGUCAUCACGCGGAGUUCAUAUUUGUAAUGGAAAGUCACACUCCUUACAGCGCAUGCGCUGCCUUUUACGCUCGCUUAAUAUCACUGCCAACGCUAUGAGAUAUUUCUGCAACCCACGCACGCUGCUGUGUCCGCUGACGCCACAGGUACCUAUGUUUACCUUUUAGCAGUAUGAGCAUGGUUUCUCUGAUAUAGCCUAUCCGAUGGCCUCAUAAACAUUCGAGCUUUAAAAAAUGAUGUAUAGAGCUACCAAGCAGGUCAGAACAAAAUGGCUGUUCCUGUCUCAUCACCGCGAACCGUGUUACCUUAGCGUGGGACGAAGGUGUACAUGUUUUUUUACGGUGUUGUUCAAGAUGUCAGUACAGAAUUUGCUGGUGGCGGCUGUGAUGUAAAACGAACGCAGAAAGCGGCGCAGGCGAUGUAAGAAGUGUGAUAGAAGGUAUAUGUAGAGAGGAAAGGUAUAAUACAGAAGAUUGUAUAAGGCAUAUUCAGAAUCAUACGGAACAUUUGUCCGUGCAUAGCACGCUGGGGGAAAAAUAGAAGUUGAAUUUGAGGAAAUUGGGAUCUGAAAGUCGAUGUCGAUUCUGAUUGGUUCGUUGAGAAAUAGGCAAGUCCAAACUAUGCCUAACCUAAGCUGAAUUUUAGGUAGGGCGGAUUUGUUCAAGCGUGACCUAGACUGUCGGAUUUAAUUGAGGAAACCUGAUCUUCACUGUCAGCCAGUCAGCGUCGAUUCUGCAUCCUAUAAAGCUGGGAAGUGCGGAACGAAUCGUUCCUUGCGGACAUGGAGUUCCUGAUUUCAAAAUGUGGGAUAUUAUUAUCUAAAAAGAGAAUCCAAAACUGGCAACUUGCAUUGUUAAUAAAAGAAGAUUGAAAAGUAUAAUCGUGUACAUCCAUCCAUGUUGCUACAUGACGUGUUAUUCGAUGUCAAAUGUGGAUAUGCUUGUCUUAUAUAGUUACUAAUGGAAUUUGAAAAUGUUUUCUUGGGAUUACGCCUGGAUAAGGAUUUAAAGUACAUAGGCACUAUAACCACUAAAGCUAGCAGUGAUGUUUAUAUACCAGUGAAUACCUGGAUGUAAAUGUAAAACACCGAUAUCUACAGAUAUGUUAUGAUAUAGCAUAGGAUUAUGAAUGUAUAUACAUUUAUCAGCACAAAGUUGUGUAAUAUAAUGAUUUUAGAUAAUUUAUUAAUUUCUCUGUAAUACACAUUGUUAUAUCAAUCCCAGUUUGAGAGUCUAUCUUACAACAGAAAUAAACAGUGCUAGCACCUUAGAAGCUAAAGUUGGACUAGAUAUAGUCCAAGCUUUGGCGGGUAGUGUAUAUCAGCUUGAUCAGGUAGACUGUGUACACUUGACGAAAUCGACAUAGACUAGCAGCGAAAGCUGGGGCUAUACUUAUUCCAGCGUUUGUCGCUAAGGUGCUGGCAACGUUUGUCCAAACCCUAACCUUACCGCCACUGUUUAUUGUUCGUAUUGCUGGAGUAAAUCACUUUGAGAUGAGAUUCAUUUUUUUCCACAUUUUUGUAUAAUUUGAAACAGUCCCCGCUAUUUUCUGUUUGUUCUAUUUUUUCACAAAGUUCUUGGACAUUUAACAAUACACAUACAUCAAUGCGUUGUGCGUUUUAAAUGCAGAAUUUUCAGUCUUUCCUAUGAAUGUUUUUAUAAGCUGCAUAUCCUUCCCUUAGAGCUUAUUGUUACGUGAUACUAUACCUUGGUACAUGUCACCGCUCUGGUUUUACUCUCUGUGCUGUACUUCUUUAAUUAUAAUGUAUCCAUGGGAUUCUCUAUCACUUUUAAAAAGUUGAUCUUGGCGUUGGACUACAGGAUUUCAGUCCACGUGAUUUUUUCUUGGAGAGCAUUACAGUGAUUUUGUAAACUUACGUAAAAUACACGUGUUUUUGUCCCUCGUCGUCAUCUUUGUUGUAAAGUUGCAUCUGUAAGACUUAAAAUCUGAUAUUGAAAGUGGCAAUCUAUUGACUGGAUUAGGUGUCCUGCCCGCACAAACCAGGAUUCUUCUGUUGGACUAAGCAUCCCCGAGGCCUGGUCCCUUUGCUUUGUUUUAAUUUGUUUAUUUAUUUAAUUGUCAUUUUACGCCGUAAUCAAGAAUAUUUCACAUACGACGGCAAACAACGUUAUGGCCGGAGGAAACCGGGCAGAGCCGAGGGAAACCCAAGACCAUUCGCAGAUUGCAGGCAGACCUUCCCGCGUACUGCAUUGUUUUGAUGUGAUGACAAUACAGAAUUUUGAUGCGUUCUAGACUAGUCGACGUCUAAUAAAUAUUCUGUUACCCUUCAAUGACUUUUUAUUACAUACAACGCACUGCUUGGCUCUGUGCCAAGUGCGUAUUAUCGGAGUCAUUAGAUACCCCCCAUCACGAGGCAGAAGCGUUUGACUUCUGAACGAGUCUAUUGUAGUUCUAUGGGUGGAUAGAGGUUGUUGUUUACAUUGAAUAAAGCAGACGACAAAUAUAAACAAAGAAACAAAAGAACCACAAACCAUGGUAUGGCCAUCAACCAAUGGGUCACAAAACGAUCGGAUCCAUGAUGUCUGAUAUUUCCCGCGAAACAAAACUUAGUCGCCGGUACACGAACGACUGCGUCCGGGCUACGACAACCACAAUUCUUGCUGAUAUUGGGGUUUCUGUUAUGGACGUUAUCUAUGUGACAGGUCACCGCAAUGAAUCCAGUGUACGGAGUUAUGUGACCAAACCGUUCGUUUCGAAACGCCGUGAAAUUAGCAAUACCUUGCAUGCUUCAAGUGUGUUCUCAGAAAAUGCUGAAAGUGAAAAUGCCAUUGAGAAUACUCGCAUGUCAGUCACGCCACUCCCAGUGCAAAUGCCCGACGCUGUCGACUGUAGUGUUACACUUAACGGUAGAAAUACCAUCCAAAUGGCAAAAUCCCAGUUUUCAGUCACGCCUCAAAGUUUUGGAGGGGUGUUCAACAAUGCGACAAUAAAUAAGAGCACAGUUCACAUCAACUUCACAUCCUCUGGAUAGAUCGUCCUUUUCAUCUCCCAAUCCUUGUUUGAUGUUUAUCCGUGUUAAGCUGUUGUUUUUUUUCCGCAAUGUUCAGUCCAUUUACUCAUGUUUUCUCUCCGCAAACGCUAUUGCCUGACUGCCGCCAAUAUAUUGCCGUUGAUCCAGAUCUUCAAAUUUGGUACAUCUUGUGACCUUCAUGCAUGAGUGUGACGCGUAUAUUUUACGUAACUGGUACGAGGGAAUGAGUGAACCGUGCACAGGGCUGGUUUAAUGCACAUAUAACUUUGUACAGAUUGCGUCAUUACAAAUUUAAAUUGUGAUAGCCAUCCAUUGUAUUUCACAAUACUAUAAAGGCAAAUCAUAUUUAUCCUCAUGAUACCUUGAACAUAUAAAUUGUAAUAUAUUUAUUUGCUUACUUAUAAUAAGCAUAAACACGUAUCUAUGAUGUUAUUGUUUUGUUAUUUAUCAACAUGUUGAAAAACUAAUAUUGAAGUGAAAAUGUGAACUGAAGUGUUCCAUUAUUUCAACAUUCGUUACUCAGUGUUAUUGAAUUUGAUACAGAAUACAACACGACCG